This is a messenger RNA of Acanthoscelides obtectus, 1586 nucleotides long. The record is from the annotation of a GenBank genome assembly. Lineage: Eukaryota; Metazoa; Arthropoda; Insecta; Coleoptera; Chrysomelidae.
CGUUGACUUUGAUUCUUUGACAGUAAUCAGAUUAGACAUCAGUCUCUCGUUUACUCAAUAUAUAUUGAGCUGUUGUACAAAUCGUAUUAAGAUUCCACGAAGGAAUGUUAAAGGGCAGCCAUGGAUAUCAAAUGGAUUACAUCUAUUAACAGGAAAAUUAAACAGUGUGAAGAAACAAAAAAAAUUCCACAUGAUUUAGAAGUUCUUAAUCAAUUUGAAUUGUAAAGGAUUAAGUUAACAGCAAUUCUAAAAAUUCCAAGAAAUUUCCACUGUACAAAAAGAAAAUGGCGAACUUACAAAAAAAAGAUAUCGAAACAGUCGACCCGAUAGGGAAGAUAAGGUUUUGUCAAGAAAUGCACGGAUUUGAAGGCUACAAGAAAUAUUUUUGGCAUUGUGCUGCUAUAUUGAAGCUACUUAUCCUAAUAGGAAGAACCAUCUAUGCUUACGAAACACUGAAUGAGCCUAAAAAGGUAGCUGAGCUGGUUGCGACAUAUCCAGUAAGGUUUAUGAUUUCGAUUUUUCAGGCAGUAUGCAAAAUGUUUGCUCUCUACUCCAACAGGGAUAAAGUGGCCUACUUCUACAACACAGUAAUGUACGAAUUCUGGGACUUCCACGUCGCAGGUUCCAAGAUCGAACAACAAGCCUUCAAACGCUUUUACUUCACGAACAUGAUCGUUCUGUUCCAGUUCAUUCUAUCCAUGAUGUGUUUAGCCCUCUUGAUAUUAUUUCCUUUGGUGGACAUGCCUGAAGGAGUAAGACCUCUGCCCAACAUCAUAUGGACGCCGUUUGAUACCAAUCCGUCUCCAUUACAUGAGAUCAUCUACGUUGUUAUGAUAUGGAACCUUCUGUUAUCAAUUUUAGGAAAUGCCUUCUAUGAUAUUUUGUAUAUGUAUUGCGUGCAGCAUCUUCUUGUACAGUACAUGCUCCUUAAGGAGCUGCUGAGGAGACUGACUCAAGGUAUCGAGCACCAUCGCUCUGAUUUGGAGCGAUUCAACUCUCAAAGUUUUCAGAGCGUUGUCAUGGAACGAUUGAAGAUAUGCGUGGAACAUCAUGCCAAGCUACUGCGCUUUGGUAGAGAACUCGAACGGUUCUGCUCCCGGAUUUUGACACCUCAGCUGUUCAUGAGCUACGCAGUCCUUGUUAUCAACGGUUACAUACUAAGUGUUGAUCAUGCCGAUUUUACCAAAACUACUAUGUUAUUCAAUCUGACUGGUUCUUGUAUGAUACAACUUGCAUUUUAUGCCAUUCCAGCUUCAGAUUUGAGAGAACAGAGUAUUUCUGUGAUAGACGCAUUAGAAAACUCAGACUGGUACCUCUUCAAAUCACCGUUGAAGAGAGCCUUAGUUUUUGUGAUGAUGAACACAGAAAAAGGGAUCACGAUCACAGCUGGUGGGAUGGCUAACGUUGAUAAUGAAGUUCUUAUUGCCGUGGUUCAGAAAGCUCUAUCAGCUAUCACCCUACUGAGAGCGCUAAUUGAAGAUUAGCACAAUUCCGUAACAGAACGUUACAUGACUAGAGCGUAGUGAUAUUGUAGUAUCAAUGUUAAUAUCAAAGCAUCUUCAAUAAAUACAGAAAUGAUAAUGCUG